Cylicocyclus nassatus is the source of this 392-nucleotide messenger RNA. The record is from the annotation of a GenBank genome assembly. Lineage: Eukaryota; Metazoa; Nematoda; Chromadorea; Rhabditida; Strongylidae.
AGGUCAAUAGGCAAUAAUGCGUGCUUGGAUGCUUACUCUCUUCGUUCUGAUGCUCACAGCCAUGUGCUUCACCAUGGCGGAACCUGUGCCAGUGGAUGCGGCAGAAGCGAAGUCGGACGUCAGCAGCAAUGUCCGCCGAAAGAGACAAUUUCUGUAUGGAUACCCCAGCUACAGUACGUAUUCAUAUUACCCCAGCUUUGGCCGUCUCUAUUAUCCCUCCUUGUCUAUAUGGGGUUGACUGAGGAUAACGCAAAAUGACACCCUUAUCCUAUACCUUUUUCAUUUUCAUUCGUAUUUGCUUGUAGUAUGAUGUAGUUGAUGCUGUAGAUUGCUGUAGAUGUACUUGUAGCUGUAGAUUCAUGAUACUGUGCAGUAAAAUAACCAAAUAAAAG